Heterocephalus glaber (naked mole-rat) is the source of this 9601-nucleotide messenger RNA. It is a transcript of the gene Shroom4, whose product is annotated as shroom family member 4. Gene Ontology annotation, biological process: actin filament organization. Gene Ontology annotation, molecular function: actin filament binding. The record is from RefSeq and is a predicted model, not a curated record. Lineage: Eukaryota; Metazoa; Chordata; Mammalia; Rodentia; Bathyergidae. Gene Ontology annotation, cellular component: apical plasma membrane; apical junction complex; cortical actin cytoskeleton.
GUCAUAAAGUUUGCUGAUUCCUGGCUUGAUCAUCUCAGUGGGGCAAGUGCAAGGCUGUGCCAGGAGCUCCAGAUGACUGGAACAUACACAAGCACAGUGCUCCCCAGACUCCAGCACUGAGCCAGGGUGUGGCUGAGCCUAAGCAGGGGGCAUCCUCAAAGUGCUCCUUUAUUUAAAUUAUGCUCCCGGGCAACGUUUCAUAAAUGACCCCACACACCUAGUGCUUACACACAGAGCGGCCUACACACACAGCCCCACUGUGCUCCCUGUUCUGCUUCCCUUACUUUCCACCCCUCUAGGCAUGCUCUACAAAUUAGCAGCCUUGCAACCCUCCCAGGAGUGGGUUCUUGGAACCUUCAGAAGAAAAAGGCAGUCAGAGAAACAUCAACAGGCUAAUCAGGAAACCAGCGUUUCAGCCCACUCAGCCACGAGGGCCAUCCACACUAAAGACUUUAACCUCCUCUUGCCUCUGCAGGCUGCAGGGGCGGGAGCUCGGCAGCAGAGAGGAGGACCAAAGAGGGGGCCUGCUUGAAUGAAACAAUGUAACAAUUGAUGUGAGGCCUUGUCUUGCUCCCUUCCUCAGCGAUCCCCUAGGCAUGAUCCUAGUUCCUGCCCCUCCCCAUCGCUCUCUUUUCUAGUCCUUUACGCGCUGUCCCUCCUUUUCCUUUCCUUUUUUCUUUUUCCCCCUUCUCCUUUCCCCCUCCCUCCCCCCUUCUCCAGCUCCGUGUCAUUUCCUCCUUGGGCUCGCUCACUGCCCGAGAGUCUCCAGUCCGGAGAGUAGGCGGAGCAGGGCGGUGCGGGGUGGCGUAGCGGUGGAGGGCGAUGGUGGUGGAGCUGCUGGGGGCGGAGGCAAAGUAGCCCCCGCAGAGAAGGAGCCCGGCGGCGCCGGAGCAGAGCCCAGGAUGGAGAACCGGCCUGGGUCCUUCCAGUACGUCCCCGUACAGCUGCAAGGGGGGGCGCCCUGGGGCUUCACCCUUAAGGGAGGUCUGGAACACUGUGAGCCGCUCACAGUGUCUAAGAUUGAAGAUGGAGGCAAGGCAGCUUUGUCCCAGAAGAUGAAGACUGGUGAUGAGUUGGUGAAUAUCAAUGGCACUCCAUUGUAUGGCUCCCGCCAAGAGGCCCUCAUCCUCAUCAAAGGCUCCUUUCGAACCCUCAAGCUGAUUGUCAGGAGGAGAAACGCCCCUGUCAGUAGACCGCACUCAUGGCAUGUGUCCAAGCUGCUGGAGGGAUGCCCUGAAGCGGCUACCACCAUGCAUUUUCCUUCUGAAGCCUUCAGCUUAUCUUGGCAUUCAGGUUGCAACACAGGUGACGUGUGUGUGCAGUGGUGUCCUCUCUCCCGGCACUGCAGCACUGAGAAAAGCAGCUCCAUUGGUAGCAUGGAGAGCCUGGAGCAACCAGGCCAAGCCACUUAUGAGGGCCACCUCUUGCCAAUUGAACAGAACAUGUAUCCUAACCAGCGUGACUCAGCAUACAGCUCCUUUUCAGCCAGCUCAAAUGCCUCUGACUGUGCUCUUUCCCUCAGGCCAGAGGAGGCAGCCCCUGCAGAGUGCAUCACACAAGGUUUACGGUCAGCUAAGGCUUCCAAUGCCAGGGCUAAUGGGUCUGAGACCUCAGGAAGUAGCCAGCACACCAACACUGGCAACCUGAUCCCCAACUCUCAGAUAUCAUCCCACUCCCAGGAGAUCCACCACUCAGGGCCUGCUAAGAUAAUCAGGGGCCCACCGCAACCUCCAGUGAGGCGGGACAGCCUCCAGGCCUCCAGAGCCCAACUUCUCAAUGGAGAACAGGGCAGGGCAUCUGAGCCUGCAGACUCCUUGCAACAGGAGAAAACAAGGUUAGACACAGUCCUAUCCCUAAGGAACCCUCACAGGUUCUGCUGCCUCAGUGGGCAAGACCAUGAGACAAGCGAGGACCAUCAGAACUGUGAGCUCAAUCAGCCUCCAGAAUCUAGCCAGCAAGGCUCUGAACAUCUCCUCAUGGAGGCUUCUCUCAAAACGUGUGACAAAGCUUCCAGCAGAGAUGCCAGCCUGCUCAAUGAGACACCAGCAGAGCUAACUGAGGCUCCUUCCUUUGGUAGCCCUCUACACCUUUCAGGACCCACAGGCCAUCGCCAUAGUGCCCCUGAACAGCUACUGGUAUCCCACCUACAGCAUGUGCACCUGGAUCCCAGGGAAUGCAAGGGGAUGGAACACCCAGCUGGGCAGGAUACACACCAGUGGACUCUGUCCCCUUUGCACAGCAGCCACAAAGGGAAGAAAAGCCCAUGUUCCCCUACAGGAGGGUCCCAGGAUCAGCCCAGCAGAGAAAGAAAGACCAGGCCAAUGCAUGAUAGGCCUUUGAAUUCAGGACUCCAGAGCCAAAGCAGCUCUCCACAUGGAGAGCCUGAUGGAUGCCUGUCAGAAAGAGGUUUCCUGGAUCCAAACAGAGCAAGUAGAGCAGGCAGUGACUUGGCCAGUCAGCAGCCCGCUGCCUCUGGUUCUCUCUUUCAACAAACCAAAGACUGUUCCUCAACCACUAAAGAAGCUGGCAGCACAGAAGUAAUGGAGGAAGGAGACAGUGACCCCAAGGAGUAUAGUCGGAUGGGUGGUAGGCGAAGUGGAGGCUCCCGGGGUCGUUCAAUUCAAAAUCGAAGGAAGAGUGAACGUUUUGCUACCAAUCUGCGUAAUGAAAUUCAGAGGAGGAAGGCCCAGCUUCAAAAGAGCAAGGGUCCCUUGUCAAAGCUGUGUGACACUCAGGAGCCAGUGGAAGAGACCCAGGAGCUUCCAGAAAGUCCUCCACUUCCAACCUCUAAUUCACCUCUUCUCUCUUCAUAUAAAAAAUCCCCUAGCCCCAGAGAUAAGCUUUUCAACAAAAGCAUGAUAUUCAGGGCUGGGUCUUCAGAGUGUCUUAGUCAACCGCCUGAGAGCCAUGAAUCUAGGACAGGCUUGGAGGGACAAAUAAGCCCUGGCCAGAGGCCUGGCCAGUCCUCUGUGGGCCUGAACACCCGGUGGAAAGCAUCUGACCCAUCUUCUUCAGACUCUGAGAAAGGACAUGCUUACCAUGGAGUCCGUAGAGGUCAUCGAAGAUGGUCUCCAGAGCAUCACCUACCGCCACAUGUGUCACUAGUCAUGGAAGGCCCUUCCAGCCCAAGUGACACCAAGGAAUUGAAAGCUUCUAUUACCCAAACUGGAGAGGAAGCCAUCCUUUUGCCCUUUGCAGACAGAAGAAAGUUCUUUGAAGAGAGCAGCAAAUCCUUAUCCACAUCUCACUUGCCAGGUUUAACUACUCAUAGUAAUAAGACUUUCACCCAGAGACCAAAACCUAUAGACCAAAACUUCCAGUCAGUGAGCUCUAGCUACAGGGAAUUGAGGUGCCAUCCAGUUGACCAAUCAUAUUAUUCUACAGACCAACCAUGUCAUGCCACAGACCAGUCAUAUCAUCCCAUGUCACCCCUUCAGUCAGAAGCUCCCACUUACUCAGAAUGCUUUGUAAACAAGGGUCUAGAAAAUUCUUUAUGCUGCAAGCCACUGCACUGCAGUGAUUUUGAUUGCCACAGGACCUGCUCUUAUUCCUGCAGUGUUCAGGGAGCUAUGGUCCAUGACCCUUGCGUUUAUUGUUCCGGAGAAAUCUGCCCUGGCUUGCUAAAGAGAAAUAUGAUGCCAAACUGCUACAACUGCAGGUGCCACCACCACCCAUGCAUACGGUGUGCAGCUUGCUAUCAUAAUCCUCAGCACAGUACUGUCGAGGAGAGCAGCUUGGCAUCUGGCAACACUUGGAAAUCCAGGAAGCUGACAGUGCAGGAAUUUCCUGAGGACAAAUGGAAACCAAUAACAGGAAACAGGAAGAGUGGUCAGUCAGGGAGGGAAAUGGCUCAUUCCAAGGCCAACUUUUCAUGGGCAACCUCCUUCCAUUCCUGCCUUGAGAACUCAGCACUUGACUUGAGCCACCGAGCAAUUUCUUCUCUUGACCUCCUUGGAGACUUCAAACAUGGCUUGAAAAAAACAGAAGAAACUUCAGUUUAUGAGGAGAAUUCUCUUGCCUCCAUGCCCCGUCCACUGCGCAGCCGUGCCUUCUCAGAGAGUCACAUCAGCUUGGAGCCUCAGAACACCCAGGCUUGGGUGCAGCAUCGAAAGGAGCUCUUUACCAAAGGUGACGAAACACAGCCUGAUCCUGUUGGAGCCAGGAAGAAGCCCUUUCCUCCUCCUCGCCCCCCUCCUCCCAACUGGGAGAAAUACAAACUCUUCCGGGCAGCCCAACAGCAGAAGCAGCAGCAGCAGCAGCAACAACAACAACAGCAGCAGCAGAAGCAGAAACAGCAGCAGCAACAACAGCACCAGCAGCAGCAAGAGGAGGAGGAAGAAGAGGAAGAGGAGGAGGAGGAAGAGGAGGAGGAGGAAGAGGAGGAGGAGGAGGAUAGAGAAGAGGAAGAAGAGGAGUUGCCACCUAGGUAUUUUAGUUCAGAAAUCAUUGGUCCCUGUGCUUCCAAUCCUGAAGAGGUCCUCAAGCAGCCACAACCCUUGAGCCUUGACCACCUGGAGGCCUCAAGGAGAGGUUCACAAAGCUUCUCAGACCAAGAGUCUUUUGCUCUCCAUACCAGCGAUUUCCUGACUCCAAUAAGGAGCCACCUGGGGUCUCAAAUUGAGCAGGCACAGCCCUCUUACUAUUAUGGCAUGGGAGGACUUUGGAGGACAUCAGAGCAAGAAGCCAUUGAUUCCCCCAAAUCAGAAGCAUCACUGGCAGAAGAGUCCAAACCCAAGCCAGCAUGGAGCCAGAGCUACUUCUUUCCUGAGGAGAAAUUCUCUUUCAUGGGCUGUGGUUCUGAGAAACAACACCUCGGCCCUGCAGACUUUGGUGAACUCAAGGCAACAAGACAAGAGUUUCAGCACUUCUCACCUCCUCCCGGGGCUCCAGUAAUCCCUACCUCUUACUCAGCUUAUUACAAUAUUUCUGUGGCCAAGGCAGAGCUGCUGAACAAGUUGAAAGACCAAUCUGAGAUGGCAGAGAUGGGCCUGGGUGAAGAGGAAGUUGACUAUGAACUAGCUCAAAAAAAGAUACAGCUUAUUGAAAGCAUUGGCCGAAAACUUUCUGUCCUAAGGGAGGCCCAACGAGGGCUGCUGGAGGAUAUCAGUGCCAAUUCGGCCCUUGGAGAGGAGGUGGAGACCAAUUUAAAGGCGGUCUGCAAACCCAAUGAGUUUGACAAAUAUCGUUUGUUUAUUGGGGAUCUGGAUAAAGUGGUUAAUCUGUUGCUGUCACUCUCUGGACGACUGGCUCGGGUGGAGAAUGCUCUUAACAGCAUCGAUUCAGAGGCCAACCAGGAAAAGUUGGUGCUGAUAGAGAAGAAGCAGCAGUUGACGGGCCAAUUGGCAGAUGCCAAGGAGCUGAAGGAGCAUGUGGAUCGUCGGGAGAAGUUGGUGUUUGACAUGGUCUCCCGCUACCUGCCUCAGGACCAGCUCCAAGAUUACCAGCACUUUGUCAAGAUGAAAUCUGCUCUCAUCAUUGAACAAAGAGAGCUGGAUGAAAAGAUCAAGCUGGGGGAAGAGCAGCUCAGAUGUCUCAGGGAGAGUCUACUCCUGGGGCCCAGCAAUUUCUAAAUCACCAGCAGUCUGCCACAGCAUCCCUGACAAGCCACAGUGGGAAUUGCUUUCAUCUUCAGUAGCAGUUUGCUAGCAGUAGAUAACAAGGAGUUAGCAGUUUGUUCCAGCGCUAUUACCCUGGAAAUGUCCCACUGUUCCUUCCCUAGCAGUGGUCCCAACCAGCAAGGAUACCCUAAGGAGGUGCCAAGCUUCUACUUAGCUGUAGCAAGAUGUGACGGUGCAAGUGUACUCUCCUUCCCACAGUAUGUGUGGGCAAUCAUUCACUGACCAUAGAACCAAAAAGUGCCUUCAUUCUUUGUACUAGGAUACCAAAGACAUCCUGAACUCUCAACCCACCCACACCAUAAUCAGAUUUUUGAGGAUCAGAGAAAAGCUCCUUUCAGCCCUAGGGCUUGUGGUCCAGCCAUUUGCUGUGGAGAUCUGGCUGCCUUGAGAGCAUUCGUCUAUCACCAGUUUCAGGGACUCACCCAAGCUUUGCAGUGGGAAGCACAAAAGGAGUGAUUACAUAAGAGAAUGUGAGCAAAGGUUGGUUAUCUCCAGGUGGCCCUCAGGAAAAAGCCAGGCUUAACUAUUUCUACUUUCCUUGGCAGCUGGUUGACAGGAAAGAAGCCUGCUUUCAGCCUUGGCUAGUGUGACUUCCUGUAUCCUAAGACUUUAGGCCUGGAAAUUUUUAUUUCAUUUUACUCUUGCAUUGUUGGGAGUCACAGGUGCCCAUCCCAGUGCUUCACACUAUAGGCCCUUUAUUAUAGCUGACUUCAGGAUAUAGAUUUCAUUAUUGGUGGGGAAGUUCUUAUUAUAUUUUAAAUGGCCUUUUAAUUUUAUUUAUUUUUUAUGUUUUGAUUGAUUUUUUUUCUUUUUUAGCUAGUAAGGUGAGAAGAGGGAAGCUGGAGAGGGAAAAGUUAGCCCAGGAAAACAUUUUCUGCAGAUCAGCCUGAAACCACCAUGGCUAGGUAAGCAUGUGCUAAGGGAUUCAGUCCUUCCCAAUAUAGCUACAAGUGUCUAAGAAAGGUGUUCUCCCCUGGAGCUCAUAGCUUCCCUAUCAUGACCAGGCUGCUUGCUUCCCUUGAAGUCUGGGUGAUUGUGAGCUUACUUUUCCCCAGCAGCAUUAAACUUUUUCUUAUAUAUUUUUUAAACCAAAGAAAUCUCCUGAAACUGGCAAAGGUCACCCAUUUCUGUAAUGGUUCCAAGCCACGAAUAAGUGGAGGUAUGUUUAGGAUGUGUUCCUCUAAUAACUGCUUUUCAGCCUGUGGCCUGGCUCAGGGAACCAGAACUUUGGUAGUUGGAAGCUGCAACCAGGACCAGCUCCCCAGAGAAAACUAUGAUCCAGCCAUAGAGCAUCCACCUCCUUACCCCGAGGAAUAUGUUCCAAGACCCCCAGGGGAUACCAGAAACCUUAUAUACACUGUGCCUUUUCUUACAUGCUCUGUAGCAAUGCCACAUAGAACUGGAGUUAAUCUGUCCUCCCAUGUUCUGUGUUCUAGUGCCUCUUGGUUUACUACUCUUGUGCUUUGGGGUCAUUAUAAGUACAAGAAGGGUUACUUGGACACAAGCACUGUACACUGCAAUACUGCAACAGCCAAUCUGGUAACUGAGAUGGCUACUAAGUGAUUAAAGGUGGGUAACCUACAUGACUUGGAUAUACUGGACAAAGGAAAGAUUCAUGUCCCAGGUGGAAUGGAACAGAAUGGAACUACAUUUUAUCAUGCUACCCAGAAUGGCAUGCAAUUUAAAGCUUAUGCGUUGUUUAUGUUGGGAAUUUUCCAUUUAAUCAUUUUGGGCCAUGGUUGACCACAGGUAACUGAAACUGCAGACAGUGAAAUCGAAGAUAAGGGGAGACUACUGAACAAAGAACUCAAGCUACUGCUAUUGCCGAGGCCCUGACACUGGUAGCCAGCUUAUAUCCUUGAAAAGCCCUCAGGUGGGCAAUGGCAGGAAAGGAAUGUUAAACUAUACCCUGCCGUGUUACCUGGCUCAAUUCCCUGUGACUUACUGAUUGAGGUCAACCUUUCAUAUCACACAGCCCACCUAAGCCCAGCCUAACAAAACCCUAGCAUCCCUUCUUGUACUUCUGAGUUCCUUAGGAUGCUUGGAAGUUAACUUGGUAGUAACAGAGGUACCUCAUCCAACCAAAGAAAUCGCCAAAGAGCUUUGCUACUGCUGCUACAAGUACUGGUUACUGGCUUCCGUUUCCUCUACAUUGUAUCUGAAAACAAUGGGAGAAUCUUGACUAGCAGGGUUUGUGUGUGUGGCAGGGGGAAUGAUCCUUUCUGUGGGGCCCUGGCUAUACUCUUAGUACUGCUGCCAGUAACAAGAACCACUGUUAGUGUCAACCCUGUCAUUCUGCCCUCCAGUGGAAGAUUCUACCCUUCUCAGGAAGGCUGAUGGCUUACGAAGGGCUAGGUUUACCUGAAUGAAGGUUGAGGAGGUCAGGGAAGUACUUUGAAUAAAGGUCAUAGUUACCGUCUUUUUUUUUUUUAUUAAGUCUUAGGGACAAACAAAAAGCAAAUCGAAAUGUCUUAUACUAGAGAGGGAGUGAGGCCAAUGUAUUCCAGCAUUCUAACUUUUUUUUUUUUUAGCCAGAAUACAUUUUUGAGACUAUGGGGCUGGGGGAAAGAGUGAUCAUUUACCUGGAUAUUAUGACCACAAUCUGGAUUUUUUUGUGUGUGUGUGCCAGGGAUUGAACUCGGGACCUUGCACUUGCAAGGCAGGUGGUGGAACCACUGAGCUAAAUCCCCAUUCCCACAGUCUGGAUUUUUCUAGCCAAUGUUAAACUAGUUAUACCUAAGGUGUGUGAUAUCAAAAAUACUAUUAACACUAUCAUUUUUGUCCCUCAUCUCACUUCAGAAUUGGAGUCAGGAUACAAGGAUGCUAUUUUUUACAUAAAAGGAGUUUCCAAAAGCUCUUAAAAACUUAACCCUAAAACUAUACUGAGCAGCGAUGCCCUGUAAACAAAGGUGAACUACUAAACAGACCCUGGCAUGCCAACUCUUGCUGUGGUAGUCCCAUUGUGAAUAAUAGUGCUACGUUGCUGGCAUUACUUGUCUCUUCCCUAUCCUCAGUUUCUGGGCUAUCCCACUUCCAAUGCUUUUGAGGGGGUGGCAAUUUGGAAGGCAGGUCAACAGAUUUCUCUAAAGACAGUUAUUGGUCCAAACAUGUAAUCUGUUCCUUCAAAUACUUAUAGAGGUCCCAGAGAGUAAAAAGUCAGCAAGGUGGUGAAUAGAUAGAAAUGAGUCAGUGCAAGGGUUCCUGUCACAUGCCCCUCUUACUUCUCUCAUCCCUAAGACUCUGAAUAAUUGGGUCUCCCUGAAUCCCACAUCCAGAGACUCAGCCAGGAUAUAGAAAAAAACGCCCGAGUGGAAUCCAAGAUAAUGAGACAAAGACACUAAAAAUAAAGCCCUAGAAAGGGAGAGAUUAGAAGCAGAGGAAAGGCAGGAGGGUGAAAUGAUGCAAAGCUUUCUUUCAUGGUCAGGUUCAGAUUCUGUUUUCCAUUUAACCUCAUGUUAAAUGUGCCCCCAAAAAGCUGCCCCCGGGUCACUAGAGUCACAUCCUCAACCCAAGCCUCCAUGAAGGUGCUGCUGUGCCAGUAGCAGGUCCCAGAUGGGAGAAGCUGGGCACAUUUAUGGCCAUUUCCACCCAUCUAGAGCUUUGGCAACUCCCACUGUCUUUGCCAGAGAGUUGUCUAUGCCAAUGGUAUUUCUGCAAGAGCAUAUUGUAUUAUUUGAAGAUUAGUAGAUCUUUAAAGGGGGGGACAGGGGCAGUUUGUGUAGAUAAAGAACCAGUGUUUGUUGUACAACUGUGGGGGGUUAUCUAUCCCAUGUAAAGCUAUUAUUUUUUUCUGAAUCUUAUUGUUUCUGUAUUUGUGUCCUCCACCACUCCCUUCUUGGCUGACAUAGAUAUGCCUGCCAGAUUGUCAUCAAGGGUGAUACUUCAAUAAAAGGUGCUAAGGACAAAAAUAAUCGACUCACAUGUUUUGACUCAGGUAAUGGAAAUCCCCUAAAAUUCUGCUGGACAGUAUUGGAAAUGAAUUU